Molecule: messenger RNA, 2439 nt
Organism: Dujonia railenensis
Lineage: Eukaryota; Fungi; Ascomycota; Pichiomycetes; Serinales; Debaryomycetaceae
Source: the annotation of a GenBank genome assembly
AUGGAACAAUCUACUCCCAUAUUCAUAGACAUUAAUUAUAUUAACGUACCGGAAACUUUUACCAACAAUGAAUGGUUGGUGACCAAAUUCCAAUUCAAUCUUACGUUGGAUCAUUGCUGGCGAGAUAUCCAGAGCUUACUAUGGAAGAAGUCGAGUGAAAACUUUCUAAAGCCGGUGUUUUUGAAGUAUCAAGCCAAUGGAGUUACAGUAAGCAGUGAGAAUCAGAAGAUCUCGGAAUUUCUAGAGUCUGGCGAGAAUACAUUGAACCUUGUAGUUGAUUUGGCGCUUAUCAAUUCAAGAAGUAUCCCUGUACAUAGAACUCCUGUUGAUGAACUAUUUGACAUUCUGAUCAGUUAUCGAGACAAGACGUUAAAAUUCAGAGAGUCUAUAGAGUGUGGAGUUAACGCCUUGAAGGACUAUAUAUUGGAGAGGGAGGUGUCGAACAAAAGAAGGGAGCACUUGAAGUUCUACUUGGUGCAAGGGCGAAAUUAUACAGAAAUCAAUGAUACAAGUGAAGGAGAUGAAGAUGUCAAACUAUCGGCUGCGCUAAAGUUGGAUGUCUCUCCACUAUCUGAAGUAUUUCUUCUAGCGUGCUUGCGUCCUCCUUAUAGCCCAAGUACCCUCCAUAUCAGAGCAAUGUCCACGUCUUUGGAUAGUAUCAUAGAGUUUGAAGUCGAUAGGUUUGCAUCCAUCAAUGAAGUGAAGUCACAAAUAUCUGAACAUAUUGGCAGUCCCUUCUCAUUGCAUUACAUGUCUCAGGAAGUAAUUGAAGACUCCAAUGGCCCUAUUGUGGAUAUAUUGAAGAUUCCUCGAAAUCAUGUGAAACUACACAUCAUUGUCCAAGAUCGUGUGGACGGCGAAGAGUACUUUGUCCCUACUCCGACCAGAACCGUGAAAGACAACUUCAAACUGUCCCAACUGUUGAAAAUUGUAGUGUCAAAUGGUGUGGAAUGGACCCCCACUGGAGAAACAUUUGAAACCAUCGAAUCAAAUAUAGAUGGCGAGAAGUUGUUAGUGAACCAGUCUGAUCUUGUGAAUCUGGAGUAUGUCUUUAGUGCCUUUUUGGAAGGAGAAGAUAAAGAAACUACAAUCACAUUGAAUACAUCUCAAUGUAUGAUUGUGGAUAAUGGGUUUCAUGAUCCUUAUGUUUUAAUUAAUCCUUCUGGAAAGGCCAAAUUAAACAGAGUGUUUCAAAAAAAUGGACAAAGUUUGAUCCAAGAUGUUAAAAUUAAUCAGUAUGACCAGAGUCAAGCGCAGCAGGCCCCUGCUUCAGUGGAAGCUCCUGUGCAAAACCACGGUCGGAACGCAAACCAAAACCCUAUUCAGAUCUUGCAAGAUAUAAUGAAUAGAAUGCCUGCCGUUCCACGUGUAGUCCCAAACCCGGCUCCAGGUGCAGUUCCGAUACCUGAACCUGUUCAGGUUCCUGCUGCUGUUCCUGAUAUUCCUGCCCCUGGCCCUGUUCCUGCCGCAGUCCGUGAACCUGAAGAACCCAUCGGUGAACGUAAUAAUGGUAGGCAUGAGGCAGGUCAGCCCAUUCAUCUAGUUUUGUUGGGUAUUAUAAUGGUUAACCUAGAGCAGAUAUUUAGUCGCAUGGUCCGGUACUCAUUUGUCAUAUACAUGCUAGGGUUGCAUGAACUUAUAUUCCACAAUUUUGCCUUAAUACUGCAAAUAGCUGCUGUCGGUAGCAUUGUCUACGCUUUUUUUUUCACUAAUGGCAGACUCAGUGGGUGGAUCGAGCGAACAUUUUUGAACGGUAUCGACGUGAAUAGAAGGAUAGAUACGAGGUUAGCUUCUAAAUUAGUAACCAUUCUUAGAGUUACUAAUGGGUUAUUUGGAGGGCUUGGUAGUUUGGUAAGUGAUUUAAGAAAUGAGUGCAUAAAUAUUGCCAUAGAUAGAGAAAGAGAUUUUGAAUUCAUCUUGGCCAUAGACGAACAAAGAACUGGUUUACGCUACUGGAUCAACGAUUCCUGGAAUAACUUGUGGAAGGAUUUAUUAUUGUACUUUCUUACACUCUUUCCUUCCAGCCAAACAACCAUUAAUAUCAAAUUAGAACAAUGGAGAUCAGACGAGUCUAAGGUGCUAAAAUUAGCUUUGGAUCAACAGAUGGAUGUGGCCAGAAUUGUUUUAGCUCUGCAUGGAGCGACAAAUGCCAAUGCCGUCUUAAAUAAAGAAUUGGAAGAAAUGAAUUUGGGCGACCUUGGAACGGAUAUUGAAAGCUUAGAUUUAGAGGAGUCCAAGGAAGAAUACUAUCAAAUACUAUUGGCCCAGAUCAGGGAAGUGAAAAAAUUGAUCAGAGAGUGUAGGGCAGGAACUAAAAAAUUUGCACCCAUUGAGCCAGAGCCUACAGGUGAAAUUCAUAACGCAAAUGAAAAUGACGACAAUCAGAAUAAUAAUAAUAAUAAUAAUAAUAAUAAUAAUAAUUAUGGAGAGCAGUUCUAG